Molecule: messenger RNA, 3563 nt
Organism: Gasterosteus aculeatus aculeatus (three-spined stickleback)
Lineage: Eukaryota; Metazoa; Chordata; Actinopteri; Perciformes; Gasterosteidae
Source: RefSeq, a predicted model, not a curated record
GCCGAGGAAACAGUCGCCGUGAGACUUGAGGUUGAUUCGCCGACGCUUCACAGUCACGGAGGACCGGAGGUGGGAGAUGAGGCCGCUCCACACGCACGAGGACUGCGCCGGUCUGCUGGCGGCUCCACGCGCUGCAACGAGGGUCAGAGGAGGUCGCGUUGGAGCAGCAGAGGCCCGCUGGGACCUUGGCCUGCUCUGCAACAACUCGAUGGAUCUCCGCGUUGACUCCGGGACCCUCCCCGCGCACACCGCCGUAGGAAGCACUGCGAUGGAGGAGGAGCUGUCUCUGUCUAACGCUCGCUGUCAAACACAGGGUGGAGGCACCAUCUUGCUGCAGUUGCUGGAAUUUAAAACCCAUCUACUUGAGACUUUCGAGGAGCUGCACAUCCGGAGGGAUGCAGAGGCGCGCUUUGAGGAUCAGAUCAGUAAACUGGUGUUGGAGAAACAGGAGCUGGAGUGGGAGACGGAGUCCCUGCAACAUCAAAUGGAAAUGUUGUCAAACCAGCACUCAGAGUCACUGGUCAGUGUUAAGAAGCAGCUUCAGGCCAACAUAACAAACAUUGAGGAGGAAAAGGGGAAGUACCAGAUCAGUGCUGAGUUAAAAGACAAGGAGAUAAACAACCUGAAAGAGAAGCUGAAGUCGCUACAGUUACUGAAGUACAACUUGGAGAAGAGAUCCAAUGAGCUGGGGCAGAAAUUGACCUUGCAGAGCCGGACAAAGGAAAGCCACUUGAAUCAGAUGGGCGAGGUGGAGAAACGCUUCAGCGCUCUCUCCAGGCAGUGUGCCAUGGUCAAGCAGGCCCACGAGAAACUAGAACAAAACGUGGAGGAGGCCUUGAAAAUAAUAAAGAAGCUGACUGCCGCAAAUGAAAAACAAGAAGCCACCAUUGCGUCACUGACGAAGGAGUUGGAGGAGAUCAGUCACGAGCUGAUCAAGGCCAAGAUGACGUCAGUCAGACGGGACGAGGCCCGCGGUGCCGCAGGCAGAGAGCAGCACUGCGAGCAGCUGCACCACCAACUGAACCUGGAAACUGAAAUGAACAAAAAACUCUGUGAGGAAAAUGUGGCUGUGAGAGCAGAAAAGCUGGAACUGAUGAGCUGUCUGCAGCACACGCAGCAGCUUCUGCUGAGUCAGACGCAGACGGUGCGCAGGGUGGAGCAGCAGCUGCACACUCUGAGGGAGCAGCACCAGGCCCUUAAGCGAGAACAGAGGGCGAUGAGAGAGAGGAGCCAGGCGGCGGAAGACGAGGUGGCUCGACUGAUGGAGAGCGACGGCGCGUCCAAGCACAGCUGGGACAAAGAGAAGGCGGUGUUUCUGGAACGCAUCGAGGGCGAGCAGCAGCAGCUUCGCGCGGUGAAGGAGGCUCACGAGGAGCUCCGUCGGGAACACGCCGAACUGUCCUCGCAGGCCAAAGUGCAUGCUCAGCAUAUAUGUGAAUCGCAGAUGAGUGGCGGCGUUCCUCCAGAGGGCAUCAGAUGGAAGGGAACUCUUAACGAACCCGUGUUUGGCAGUCUGCAGCACUUGGCCUCCUCUCACACACACAGUCCAGACCGUCUGGAGGACAUGAGGGUCGCGGCUGAGCGAGAUGCCACUGGAGCAUCUGGAGAAUCAACCGUUCUAAGCUACGGCCAUGUGUCUGUCGAUGGAUCCUCAGGCUGGAUGAGCUUAGGACAGAGUGAUGAACGGACCGGAGGGACGGGGGAGAGGGAGCAGAGCUGGAAAGACGAUGCGGGACAGGUAGAAAACGACAGAGACGAGGGAGAAGGACACCAGGAGCUGCAAUUGAACGGAGAGCGACACGAUGCGAAGGAAGGAGGCAGCGUAGGGGCUCAAGCUGCAGACGGAGUAGAGGAGAUCCUCGGGUCAGGGCAGGAACCCGAACGGCCUGAAACAGGAACAACAGGGACGUGCUUGGUGGGGGAGGGAGGAAAGACAAGGUGGCAGGCAGCAGAAACCCCGCUAGCGGCCCAGACGCCCGCCGGUAGGACCACAGGCCAGAGCGCCGCGCAGCAGGUUGACGACCUCCCGGCCGACUGCGGCGCGGAGUCCGACUCCAGCCGCCCGGGUGAACGAUACGAGACGCCCUCGGCCCUGUGCUGCUCCGAUCGGGGGCCAAACCGCGUCGUCCGAGAGGGGCAAAGCCUUCGGUGUGAUGAGGUCAUCCCCUUUGCCAAGUCAGUUACUCCGAUUUAUCUCGUUAGAGAGAAAACGGAAGCCGAUUUGUCAACCAAACUUUCUGGACCUCCGAAUCAGUCUGACGUUUGCAGCUCACAGAUCGACGGCGCAUCAGCGGCUCAGUCGGACGGUGGUAGUCUCCCCAAGUCAGGGACAACACAACCUCAACCAGGUGAUCCUUCAGACAUCAGGCAAACCGCUGCAGAACCCUACGAACUGAGUGGUCAGCUGACCUCCCCGUGGGCCGAUGACGACGGUGGUACAGGGGCCCUCACGGACAGGGAGGGUCAGUCAAGCGUUGACGCACGAGAAAAUGAAAACAGCGAGAAGGACGACUGUGCCGACGCAGCGAUGGACACUGCCGACCUUGAGACUGGCAGCAGUCCGGAGCAAAUGGCGACCAACGAAAUGGACGAUGCCGGAGAGGCGAUGACGAGCACAGCCGGCGCACAGCCGUCAGUCCGCCCACGUCAGCAGGGCGAUGCGUCGCUGGAGGCUGCCGCCGCGGAAAGCUACGACUGCUCUCCUGCCAAAGAGACGCCGGACGGUGGUACAAACCAGUCCCCUCUGCUCGGGUCGUCAUCUGCCCAGAGAAGAGCGGAGCUCUCCACAGAUGAGGCACAUGCGUCCUUCCUGCAUCCGUUUGUUCAGCGGCGUGUAUGCACGAUACCUGCGUUCCUCAAAAGCAAGCCCGACAAAGUCCCCUUUGAGGUUACCAGAGCGUCGGCUCUGCUGGGGGCCUCCGGCGUCUCUGGGUCCGUCGCUUCCUCACCGAGGCGCCCGGGAGAGACAGCGGCGGCAGACCCGGAGAGCAGAGCUUCGGUGUCCGCCGCUUCUUUUCCAGUUAGCAGACUCACCAGAUCCAGAUCAGGGUGUAGCAGAGAUCCGAACUCAGCUGAAGGGCCCGAGUCCGAGUCCGACAGAGAGUCCCUCUGCUCCCAGGAGAGGGAGGACCAACAGUCAUCGUUCAGAGCCCAGAUCUCCAAAAUCGAGCAGUUCCUCAACACGGAGAAGCUGCGCCUACCCAAAAGAAGAAGAACUGAUGACUAAAGGAUUAGCACUCCGUAUCACCCUGUGCCGUCUAGUUGCUUUCACAUCCACUAGAACUGCUUGUUAUUGAGAUAAGAACCAUAGAUGUGAAAAAAGAUUGUUCGGUUUUGGGCUUAAAUCAUUGCCUGUUCACAGUAAUGUUACAAAAGCAUGCAUCCAUUUAAGUGGAAACGGGUCCUUUCAUUCAUCGCCAUCGUGCAAGAGAACAGGGCAGUGAGUUUUCCAUUGGAUUUUUAGUUCUGUUGCUAAAGAUGUUAUGUUAACAUGCAGUUGUGUGUGUGUGUUGCAACAGAUGCCUUGUCAUAUUAACAAAAAUAAAAUAUUUGGCUUACAUUUG